CGACUUGUAGAGGACGAGAUGGAGCAGCAAGCGGUGGCGACGCGGGCAGUAUUCGUUGUCGGUGCUUCGUCGGUUGGCAAGACGACUCUCUGCAAAGCCAUAGUAGACAAUCUGGCAGUCGAACCUGACAGAUGGAUCAAGGAAACAGCCCGAGAGGUCAUGCGCACUCAAGGAUUCUCGCGAGAUACCACCCACAAGGUGGAAAUGCAACACGCCAUCAUGGCUGCCCAGCUCAACGCAGAAGAACGCGUGCUAACGCGUCCAAGAGGAAAUGGACCAAUCUUACUCUUGAGCGACAGGUCAGCCGUCGACCCCAUCGUCUACGCGGCGACAUCCAGCGUAGACGGUGAAUCGAAGCGGUUGCGGCUGAUUCAAGACCCUGCGUUUCAAGCCACCCUAGCAUUCUACAGAGAAUCAUUGUUCUUCCUCCUUCAACCCGUCCUCGAAUGGUUGCAAGACGACGGUAUCAGGUCUUUGGAGGAUCCAUGGAACUAUAAUGCCCAUCUCCGUACAACUCUGACGGAGCUGGGCAUUCCAUUCGUGGAGAUCGGUGAAGAGUUGAAGGACAUCGCUGAGCGGGUAGAGAUCGCUUCCGAAGUCAAGCACGCGCAUAUAGAGCCGUCCGGCCGAAAUCGCUUCGCGGCCGAGAAACUGGUGCGAUUCAUUGCUGGCGUGGCGAAGCGGUUCGGCUUCUCGGCGCCACCAUGCACGAUCUCAGGAACGGUUCCAUAGGUUCGCUUUGCAGGGAUCACUGGGCGCUUAGCGCUGGAUGGCGACCGGCCAGAUAUUCGCGGGCUGCAGGCUUAGCGAUAUGCUUCAACUACGGGAUAUCAUGGAAGCGUAGGGCCUGAAGGUACCAAUGCGUGAAAGUGCGGCCGCACACGAGCCAUGCCUCAGUACGGGACCGUGCAAUUCAACGGAAAGAGAACGAAAUAGGUGAAGAUGCGGCUAUAACCUGCUAUCAAAUCCUUCGACGACACAACCCCAAAUGCCUCGCCUGCUUUCCAUGGGCGAUCCUCUGGCUAUGCACACGAUCUAAGCCUGCAUUGCACUGCGCCGGUCAUUGUGCGGCGGCGGCGACAUGGCACGUCGACCCUGGCGACUUCGCGCGGACUUAAGUUCUUCCAGUCAAGACUACAACCAUUCUUAUAGCACGUCCAUUACUCGCCUAGUCCGCUCGUCGACCGCCGCUAACCUCCGGAGGAAGACUAUCCCUUAGCCGUAAGUCCUCCUCUCG
This is a messenger RNA of Phanerochaete carnosa HHB-10118-sp, 1237 nucleotides long. RefSeq lists its product as uncharacterized. The transcript is spliced from 4 exons. The coding region runs from base 19 to 732 and encodes 237 amino acids. NCBI's taxonomy places the organism in Eukaryota, Fungi, Basidiomycota, Agaricomycetes, Polyporales, Phanerochaetaceae. The record is from RefSeq and is a predicted model, not a curated record.